Molecule: messenger RNA, 1104 nt
Organism: Malassezia japonica
Lineage: Eukaryota; Fungi; Basidiomycota; Malasseziomycetes; Malasseziales; Malasseziaceae
Exons: 5
Coding region: 1-1104 (367 amino acids)
Biological process (GO): transmembrane transport; adenine nucleotide transport
Molecular function (GO): nucleotide transmembrane transporter activity
Source: RefSeq, a predicted model, not a curated record
AUGAGCGGUGCCGAAGCGAGACCGAUGGAAAUGCAGCCUACAGCGCACGGCACGCCUGGCGCGUCGCAGGCGCAAAAGUCAAUGGAGCAGGCCAUUCACGUUGCCGACGGGAAACGCCCGGGGAGUCCGUUUAUGUGGUCGAGUUUUAUUGCGGGCGGCGCCGCGGGGUGCGCGAGCCGCACCAUUGUCAGUCCUUUGGAGCGCUUGAAAAUUAUUAUGCAAGUGCAGCCGACCCCGGCAAAGGGGGAGAAAAAAGCCUACUCCGGUGUCUGGGACGGCUUGUCCAAGAUCUGGAAGGAGGAGGGGUUCCGCGGCUUCAUGCGCGGAAACGGAAUCAACUGCCUUCGCAUUGCGCCGUACAGCGCGGUGCAGUUCACUACCUAUGAGUCGAUGAAGCGCUGGCUCGCCCAUCCUGUCUUGGUAGACGAAGUGCACGGCGCGAUCCACAUUGAGCACAUCGAGUACUCGCUCGGUCCGAUGCCGCGCCUCGUGGCCGGUGCGAUUGCGGGUAUCGCGAGCGUGGUGUCUACCUAUCCACUGGACCUGGUGCGCUCGCGUAUCUCGAUCGCCUCUGCGUCGAUGUACAUGGAGAACAAGUCGGCGGCCGAGGCAGGAAAAAAGCCCACUGCGCCGCGUGUGCCGGGCGUCAUGGAGAUGACGAUCAAGGUGUACCGCGAGGAGGGUGGGCUCCGCGGCCUCUACCGCGGUGUGAUUCCGACGAGCAUGGGCGUUGCGCCGUACGUCGCGUUCAACUUUUUCUUCUAUGAACAGGCGCGCCAGUUCUUUACCAAGGAGGACGGCACCGCGCCCAACUCGCUGAUGAAGCUCGUGUGCGGCGCCUGGGCGGGCGCCGUGAGCCAGACACUCACAUACCCCCUGGACGUAAUCCGUCGCCGCAUGCAGGUCGCAGGCAUGCCCAACUCGUCGCUCGGCUACAAGGACAAGAGCGGCAUCGAUGCAAUCCGCAACAUUGUGCGCCGCAGCGGCAUCAAGGGACUCUACUUUGGCCUUGUGCCCAACCUGCUCAAGGUCGCCCCGUCGAUGGGCGCUUCGUUCCUGACCUACGAGGUGGUGCGCAGCCUCUUGGCGCCGUACGAUUUGUAG